Messenger RNA from Lecanosticta acicola, 565 nucleotides. Lineage: Eukaryota; Fungi; Ascomycota; Dothideomycetes; Mycosphaerellales; Mycosphaerellaceae. The record is from the annotation of a GenBank genome assembly.
AUGUCGCAGGCAGACCAGAGCUCUGUGCAGUCUUCAAGUUCGACAGAAGAUGACUGGAGCUCGGUGACAGACCCUGCUGAAAGGCGAAGAAUCCAGAAUCGAAUAGCGCAGAGGAAGUUUCGUAAGUCUCAUGCCGUCUGUGCCCUGGUGAAAAACGUCUAAUCUCAGCACAGGUGAAAAGUCCAAGCAGCAGAAAGACGACGCAGAACGACAGGUAGAGAACGAGAGGCAAGCUUCUGGUGCAUACAGCGCCCCCGAGCCUGAGGAUUUCGACAACUCUGAGGUAUCGGGACUUCCAUGGGGUAGCUUUUCAUUGCGGCACAUCAUCGCCACGGGCAGAGCAAGGGAGCAGAACUCGCGAGAAACGUCGAGGUAUGCGGCGGCGUCGAAGACAGGCGGCAGUUCGAGGUAAGCGGUGAGUCAAGGCGUCGUGCCGGACGUUUCUCCCAGUGCUGACGAGCGUUCUAGGUUAGGACUCCAUCUUGUCGAUGAGUAUGCUCGGGGAUCGCCUGCCUGGACUGCCUGGCGAGCUCGUGUGACGGCCCGAGAGCAUGACCGUUGUUGA